Oncorhynchus keta (chum salmon) is the source of this 2314-nucleotide messenger RNA. Its product is annotated as heparan-sulfate 6-O-sulfotransferase 3-B-like. The transcript is spliced from 2 exons. Gene Ontology annotation, molecular function: heparan sulfate 6-sulfotransferase activity. The record is from RefSeq and is a predicted model, not a curated record. The coding region runs from base 755 to 2020 and encodes 421 amino acids. Gene Ontology annotation, cellular component: membrane. NCBI's taxonomy places the organism in Eukaryota, Metazoa, Chordata, Actinopteri, Salmoniformes, Salmonidae.
CGGUAAGAGCUGAAUGCAGGCUAUCGGUUCUACGUCUACGAGAUAAGAUUAUGAGCCCUUUCUCCUAUGCUAGCCUAUAGCCAAGGUAGCCUACAAUAUGUGUCCACAUAAAUCAAUAGAUAGGAUAUGACAACGAAGAGUGCGUAACAUGAUCACGGAGUCUUGGAUACAGCAUCUUCAAGUAGCCUGCAAUAUUUGAAACAAACUAAACCGCGCGAUGUAUGAGGACGUUUCAGGACCCAUCCCAUUGUAGUCGGAGCUGCAGUCACUUGCCUCAUAAGGAUAACGUCUGACGUUUCUCCAGUAACCUCCAGCCUACAUGCAUGUUUGUGGUGCUGAAUUUAAACAGACGGGAUUGUUUCGUGAGACGUAAAUUGUCAUUUGUUCGGAUCAGAAUGAAACAUUUUGAAUGGCUCGUUUCCACUUACAAUUCAAGUACGAGGGACGUUAGUGUGCAGCACCGUCUGUGAAGUUCAGACAACCAACAAAGGAUAUGGAACCGAAAUAUGACAUGUUUUUGGUUUGUUGCAAACCUGCCUUGUUUUAAAUGAUCUGCGUUGAUGAAUAUGAAUGCCGUAUCCUUAAAACAUUACGGUAGGCUACAUGUUUAGACCAGAAUACGCUUUUUGAUAGGUCUUGUCCAUCAACAUGUGGCACUUUGAAGGUCCGUAGACAUUAUGAUGAAUCAAGAAGCAACUACUGAAAGGAUAAUGUGUAAUAAUUCACACUAAUAUGAAAACACCUUAUUGUUAUAAUGGAUGAGAAAUCCAAUAAGCUGAUCUUAGUUCCUAUUUUAGCUGUUCUUUUUGUAAUGAUAGGCUAUCAAUAUAUCUGUCCAGCUGGCAGCAAUUCUUGCCACUUUAAUACCGGGGAAAAAUUGAGAGGGGCCAGUCUACUUUCUACCCAAUAUCGGACAAACGAAGACUUUUACACAGAACUGGAGGAUGACAGCCCACCGAAACUGCCGUCAAAAUUCAACUUUACUGAACGAGACCUUCAGCGGCACGUGGAUUUCAAUAUCAAAGGAGACGAUGUGAUAGUGUUUUUACACAUUCAAAAGACUGGUGGAACCACGUUUGGAAGGCACUUAGUUAGGAAUAUUCGUUUGGAGCAGCCAUGCGACUGUAAGUCAGGGCAGAAGAAAUGUACAUGCCACCGACCAGGCAAAGACGAGUCCUGGCUGUUCUCUCGGUUCUCUACGGGCUGGAGCUGUGGUUUGCAUGCCGACUGGACAGAGCUCACCAACUGUGUACCUGUCAUAAUGGACAAGAAGAAAGCUCAAAAGAACAAAAGGAACUUCUACUACAUAACCAUGCUGCGUGACCCCGUCUCCCGCUACCUGAGCGAAUGGAAACACGUGCAGCGCGGCGCCACCUGGAAGACCUCCCUGCACAUGUGUGACGGGCGCUCGCCCACGCAGGACGAACUGCCCACCUGCUACAGCGGGGACGACUGGUUGGGCGUCACCCUGACCGAGUUCAUGGACUGCCCCUCUAACCUGGCCAACAACCGGCAGGUGCGCAUGCUGGCCGACCUCAGCCUGGUGGGCUGCUACAACCUGUUAUCCAUGAACGAGAGCGAGCGCAACCACAUCCUGCUGGGCAGCGCCAUGAACAACCUGAAGAACAUGGCCUUCUACGGCCUGACCGAGUUCCAGCGCAAGACGCAGUACCUGUUUGAGAGGACGUUCAGCCUGCACUUCAUCGCCGCCUUCACGCAGAUCAACAGCACGCGCGCCGCCAACGUGGACCUGAGCGAAGCUGUGCGCCGCCGCAUCGAGGAGCUAAACUACCUGGACGUGCAGCUGUACGAGUACGCCAAGGACCUGUUCCUCCAGCGCUUCCAAUACACCCGCCAGCGGCAGCACCAGGAGGAGCGCAUGAAGAGGCGCGAGGAGCGCCGUUGGCUGCGGGAGCAGAGGAGGGACUCUCUCCCCAAACGACAGGUGGGCGGGGGAGGGGGCGGAGACGAGCUGGCCACCACCACCGAAGACUACACCAGCCAGGUGGUUCGCUGGUGAGGUCCCACACCUGACCACCCAGAGAUAGGCACAGAACAGUCAGUCUCACAUGGUACUCUCUCUCUCUCUCUCUCUCUCUCUCUCUCUCUCUCUCUCUCUCUCUCUCUCCCUCUCUCUCUCUCUCUGUCUCUCUCUCUCUCUCUCUCUCUCUCUCUCUCUCUCUCUCUCUCUCUCUCUCUCUCUCUCUCUCUCUCUCUCUCUCUCUCUCUCUCUCUCUCUCUCUCUCUCUCUGUCUCUCUCUCUCUCUCUCUCUCUCUCUCUCUCUCUCUCUCUCUCUCUCUCUCUCUCUCUCUC